UGCAAAACAAGACGAGGAAGGGGGCGGCGGAGUCUCUUGCGGUCGAGGCUGCAGGAGCUGGUGUCAGGGUUCCCAGGCGUGCGAAGGCGGCGGAGGCGGGAAAGGAGCGAGCGGUUAAAGGGAGCGACCGCUGACUUGCAGAGGAGCUCGGAGGAAAGAUGGUGAUGGCGGCUAAGAAGGGCCCGGGCCCAGGUGGCGGGGUCGGAGGGAGCAAAGCGGAGGCUGAAGCGGCUUCGGAGGUGUGGUGCCGCCGAGUGCGGGAGCUGGGCGGCUGCAGCCAGGCCGGGAACCGCCACUGUUUCGAGUGUGCCCAGCGCGGGGUCACCUAUGUGGACAUCACCGUGGGCAGCUUCGUCUGCACCACCUGCUCCGGCCUCCUGAGAGGUCUGAACCCCCCACAUCGAGUCAAGUCUAUCUCCAUGACAACUUUCACUGAGCCUGAAGUCCUGUUCCUCCAGUCUCGUGGGAAUGAGGUCUGCCGCAAGAUCUGGCUGGGCCUUUUUGACGCUCGGACAUCGUUGGUACCGGAUUCCAGGGACCCUCAGAAAGUGAAGGAGUUUCUCCAAGAAAAAUAUGAGAAGAAAAGAUGGUACGUACCCCCGGAGCAAGUCAAAGGACCAUCUUACAGCAAAGGCAGUGCCUCCACCCCUGUCCAGGGCUCUGCCCCGGACGGGAAGCCCGUGCGGACACUUCUGGGAGACCCUGUGCCAUCUCUCUCUGAUGCUGCCUCCUCUUCGAGCCAGUCUGUCAACCAGUCUCAGGCCCGUACAGCCCAGGCCAGGAGCUCCCAGCCAUCCACCAAGAAAGCCAGCACUGACCUGCUGGCCGAUAUCGGCGGGGACCCCUUUGCCGCUCCCCAGAUGGCACCAGCCUUUGCCGCAUUCCCAGCCUUUGGAGGCCAGACUCCUUCCCAUGGAGGCUUUGCCAACUUCGAUGCCUUCAGCAGUAGCCCUGGCACUUCCGCCUUUGGAAGCCUCCCUCCAUCGGUCCAAGCCCCAUUCCAGGCCCAGCCAGCCCCUGGAGCCAAUCGGAUGCUUACUGGAAGUUACAGCUUUGGGAGCAGCCAGAUGUCUGCAUUCGGGGUUGCUCCUCUUGCGGCUGCCACUCAGCCCAACAGCCUGGCAGAUGUGGGUGGCCUCCUGGGACCCAGGGUGGCAGCUGGAGGUCUCCCUGGCAGUGUCUUCGGGAUGCCCAGCCAGGUUCCUGCAUUACAGUCGGCUGUGCCAGGUGUCCACGGCAAUGCAGGACUAACCUUUGGAGCCUUCACCAACCCCUUCACCACCCCUGCCCAACCCCAGCUGCCUUCUACCAACCCGUUCCAGCCCAAUGGCCUGGCCUCGGGGCCUGGCUUCGGGAUGAGCAGUGUUGGGCCUGGCCUCCUCCAGCCAGUGCCACCCACAGGGGCAUUUGCCAGCCCCUUUCCUGCAGCGAUGUUCCCCACACAGACUGCACUGACCGAGCAGCAGAAUGGCUCUUCUUUUUGUGAUUUGGGAACCUCCAAGCUGGGGCAGAGGCCUCUGAGCCAGGCGCCUGGGAUCUCUACCAAUCCCUUCAUGACUGGAGCCUCAGCAUUUGCCUCCAAACCUCCAACCACAAACCCAUUCUUGUAGCACUGUGUCCUUGGGGGAAGAAAGGGCUCUCCCCUACUUGGAGGGGGAGGCUCUUCCGUCUCCUUAGAGCUCUGGUGACCAUCGGCCUGUGGGGCAUGUCUGUGGGUCUGAGGCUGGGUUUGGGCCUGGUUUGCAGGGUUAGGGAACCGGGAAGAGGGGAGGUCCUGACCAGUAGCCUGAGGCUGUGGAUGAAUCAGACUGUGGCCUCCUGGUCUGCCUCUCAGAGGCUUCCUCCUUGCUUACUGUCACCUACCCAGAAAGAAGCCCAGAAGGAACAAAGACACCCUUACCAGGAGGCUCCACAGCGUGUAUUUCUGUCAAAUUAUUAAGUAUGAAGAUAGCCCUCUAUCCUAUCCCUCCUGGCCUGUGGCAAGAGAAGUUAGCAGCCUUCCCCUGAGGGAGCAGCUGCUCCACACCCAACCUUCCAAAGCUGCCUCACUCCUCCCAGACAGAAGCAAAGCCGGGAAUGUAGGGUAAAGAGGAAGCCUGGUGUUGACAGCCAGCAGACAGCCCUGGGACUGGGAAGCUUCUGGUGUCCAGUACUUUUGUUUUCCUUCCUCCAUCUCCAUUCUCCUUCCCAGGCUGCCCCCAUCCUGGCACUCAGAUGUGGGAGGUUUACCUACAGAGUGUAUGUGCCCAGCUCCUUUCAAGCACUUUAGUUAGCUGUGUCAUGUUUGGAUACCAGUGUUUUAUAUUUAUAAAUAGAGAAUUUUCUAAUAUAGCCUAUUAUAUACAUACAUA
Phodopus roborovskii (desert hamster) is the source of this 2351-nucleotide messenger RNA. RefSeq names its product ArfGAP with FG repeats 2 (gene Agfg2). The coding region runs from base 159 to 1610 and encodes 483 amino acids. The record is from RefSeq and is a predicted model, not a curated record. Gene Ontology annotation, molecular function: GTPase activator activity. The transcript is spliced from 13 exons. Lineage: Eukaryota; Metazoa; Chordata; Mammalia; Rodentia; Cricetidae.